AUGACAAUACCGACCCCAUCACCAGUCUUUCCAACCUCGACACUAAAAUCCCACUCUCCGACCCUCACAAAAUUGCUCAAGGACCGUCCAGCUCCCAUACGAGAGACCGCUCUGCUCGCUGCUGCUUCAUCUGUUACGAGACCAGUCAAACCGCCUGCGGGAGAUUGUUGUGGCAGCAGCUGUGACCCUUGCGUUAUGGACUUGUAUGCGCAGGAGUUGAAGAUUUGGAAAGAGUGUGUGGGGUUGAGGGAUCAGGGUGUAGAGGACGAGGGUGGGAGUGCGGAGGCAGGAACGCUGGACGCGUGUAGCGUCCCGGGGUCUUUCGAGUGGUGA
Aureobasidium namibiae CBS 147.97 is the source of this 333-nucleotide messenger RNA. RefSeq lists its product as uncharacterized. The record is from RefSeq and is a predicted model, not a curated record. The transcript has a single exon. Bases 1 to 333 code for a protein of 110 amino acids. NCBI's taxonomy places the organism in Eukaryota, Fungi, Ascomycota, Dothideomycetes, Dothideales, Saccotheciaceae.